Klebsormidium nitens is the source of this 2895-nucleotide messenger RNA. Lineage: Eukaryota; Viridiplantae; Streptophyta; Klebsormidiophyceae; Klebsormidiales; Klebsormidiaceae. The record is from the annotation of a GenBank genome assembly.
GUGAACUUCAAAAGAAGAAGAUAUGUAUCUGCCUCGGAAAAACUAUAAUCUACUUUUACUCAGCGAACAAGACGCAAGGACAAUGUAUUACGACAGGCUGCAGGAAUCUGCAUUGUUGGCGUCCAAGAGUAGUAUCAAAAGAAUGCAAAAGUCUGGGAUGCGGCUGGCAGCAUUGCAAUGCUGUCUCGUGUGAGGACAUUGAAAAUUGUGGCAUCCUGCAAAUUUCUGCAGCUUUUCUGAGCAAUUGCAACAUUGCUAGUAACAAGCAACACAGCUUAAAAAGGUGGACAAUGUGGCCCGUUUGAUCGGAGGCAGCCAACCUAUGGAAGAGCCAGACCAUCAAUCACAACUGUGGCCAGGUCAAAGGACUGAAAGAACUUAAACAAAGUAGGCCGUUAGCUUGAAGUACACAGCUUUGCAGGGAAAAUGAAGGGCCAGAAAUCAAGCACGACUUUGUCAGCAUCCGAGAUGGUCACGAAUGCCGCCACAGCUUUAAAUGCUGGGGAGCUUCUCAGUCUGUGUGAGAAGCUAGUUGCCAGCUAUAACUCGGCAAAAAUAAACCCAGAUAUCCAUGCCGAUGAAUGCAUAGCAGAGUGGAAAGUCACAGACGAAGACGACAAGGUGUUUCUGAAGCAGGUUUUGUAUGGCUGCUGUCGCUACAAGAAGCUGAUCAAGGCUCUUGUGACCAGCCUGUACCACAACAACUCUGGCUGCACCCUACGCUCCGACGUCCACUUGUACAGCGUGUUUGUGUACCUCAUUCUGAUCCGACUGGAGGAGCUGACCUUUGAGCAAUUCAGGCGGCUCUGCCUCACCCAGGAGCCCCAGAAGAUCCUGGUUCUGGUCAACUAUGUCUUUAACCGCGAGAACCUGGAGCAGUGGUGCAAGGACGAGUGGCUCAAAAUCUACGACACCACCUUUGUGACCGCACUCAUUGACAGCGUCCUGCAAUGGCAACCCCACGUUGCAGAGAUGGUGAAGAGGCUCGAGGAGAAAGUGUUUAUGAAACGGAGGGCGGAGGAGCAGGAGGCGGACACGGGGGCGCGCGGCGCAUCCUCGAAAUUUACGGCGACGGUCGUGCAGCCGUUUAACCUGUCAAUGAGCAAACGGAAGCCGGUCUACAUCGACGAAGAGCCGGUGGUAACGCUCAAAGCCCGCCCGCCGCCCCCCCACCUCGACGGCCCCACGCCCACGGAGCUCGCGCUCGAGAAAGCGCGCGAGCAGAACCGCGCGCGCGCCGCCGAGAAGUACGCCGACGCGAGGCCAUUCCGGCUGCGCGUGCUGGAGCGCCCGAGCAACCUGGAGAAGGUGAAACUUGAGGUGGAGGAAACGCGCGCGGAGGCGCACGCCUUCCGGCCGGUCAAGGCGCGCCCGGUGCCGGCUGCGUCGGAAGCCAAGGUCAAGUAUAACGCGGCCGCGAUCCUGCGCGAGGACGCGCUCCUUCGGAAGAAGCAGGAAGAGGCCGCGAAGGCGCUCCAGCAGUACGAGUCGGAACUGCGGGACGCGUCGGAGUAUCUGGCAUGGCGAGAAGAGAUGAGCAAAGCGGAGGAGGCGGAGCGCGCGGCGGAGAUUGAACGGCGAAGGAUCGAGACCGCGGCGGGGGCGGAAAUGGUGAAGCAGGCGGUUGCAGCCAAGGCUCAAGAGAACAAGCAGACGGUGGCGUCGAUGCGCGCGCAGGCGGAGCUUCUGGAGCAGCAACUGGCGCAGGAGAGGGAACAGAUCGAGCAGGCCAACAGGAUGAAGAAGCUGGAGAUCGUGGAGGAUAGGCAGGCCGUCAAGGCUGCUGUGGAGAAGGUGGCGGCCGAGAAGCGGCGCCAGGCGGAGGAGGUGGAGCGCGAGAGCGCGGCGCGCGCGCGGCGGCUCGCGGAGGAGAAAGCCAUCGAACAGAAGCGGAAGGAGGACCUCAUACGGCAACUGAGAGCGCUUGACGCCGUCCAGAGGACCCGGUCCAAGGAGCCGUUCGACCCGUUCACGAGCGGGAACCACGGCCUCUUAGAAGAGAUGUCGCUCGCGGAGCUGAAGGAGCGGGUUGGAAGAAUGCGCGAGCAGGAGCGCGCGUGGGAGGAGGAGCAGCGCGCGCGGAUCGCCGCGCAGAAGCAGGAAAAAGAAAGCGCGCUCCUGAGCAAGGCGGAGACGAUCAGUAAAGCGCGCGAGCGCGCGGAGGCGCUGCGGAAGGCGAAGCGCGCAGCGCGCGCGGUGGAGGCGCGCGCGAAAGAGGAGGAGGGGGAGCGCGCACGGCAGGAGGGGGAGGUGAAGCUGGCGGAAAGAUUGCAGGCCAAGCGGCGCGCGCGCGAGGAGGAGCUCGCGCGCUUAGAGGCCGAGGAGCGCGCGAUCGCGUUCGAGCAGCAGCGGCUCGCGGCCGAGAAGGCGCGCCUGGACGCGCUGCGCGCCGCGGAGCUCGGCAAGGGCGCGGAGCGCGCCGCGCGCGCGGAGGAGGAGAGGCAGCGGAAGGCGGCGGAAACGGAAGCGGAGACGAAGGCGAAGCAGGAGCGGCUGCGAAAGCAGCUGCAGCGCGCGGAACGGACGGAACGGAAGCGGACGAUUAAGCACUACGACGCCAAGGUCGAGCGCAUCAAGGCAGAAAAUGUGCAGGAGAAGACGGAAGAGCUCGCAAAGAAAAAGACGCUGGUUUUGACGGAACGCCAACGGAUGGAGCACGCACGACAGGCCCUCACGGAGCGGGACCCGUAUAAAGCUAGCUUGACCCUCCCUCUGAGGGAGAGGCCAAAGAGCCCCCCAACCUCGAAAAUGCGGUGAUAACUCGAACACAAGAUCUUUGGUCACUCGGAAGUCAUAGAGAGGAAUACAUUGCAAUAAAAUAACAAGGUAUGAAGGUAAAGACCGUGUCAUCUGAGUGUCAAUCUUUGGCGGAUCUGAAUUUCACCAUUUGGCCAG